UCCGCAUCCACUCCCGCUCUUCCCGCCCGCCCCUCCACCCUCUCCUCCGUCGUCAACCAAACCGCUUCCAACUACUCCGGCAUCAACCGCUCCCCCUAUAACUCCUCCCCCUACGGCGCCGGCGGCUACGGCGGCAUGAGCUCCUACUCCUCCCCCUACAACCGCCUCGGCACGAGCAUGUACGGCGGUGGUAUGGGCGGAUACGGCGGCGGCUACGGCGGUGGCUACGGCGGCAUGGGGGGCGGCAUGUACGGCGGGAUGGGCGGCAUGGGGGGCAUGGGGGGGAUGGGGGGCAUGUACGGCAUGAACGGGAUGAACGGGCAGAUGGAUCCGAAUAAUCCGUCGCUGACGCAGAGCUUCUCGCAGAGCACGCAGGCGACGUUUCAGUUGAUUGAGAGUAUUGUGGGGGCGUUCGGGGGUUUCGCGCAGAUGUUGGAGAGCACGUACAUGGCGACGCAUUCGAGUUUCUUUGCUAUGGUCUCCGUCGCCGAACAGUUCGGCAACCUCCGCCAAACCCUUGGCUCCGUCCUCGGAAUCUUCACCGUCAUGCGCUGGAUCCGCACCCUCUUCGCCCGCCUCACCGGCCGCCCUCCCCCCGCCUCCCCCUCCGACCUCACCCCCGCCUCCUUUGCCGCCUUCUCCGGCGCCGCAACCCUCCCCGAUGGCUCCCCCGCCCCUUCCAAACCCUCCAAAAAACCCCUCAUCUUCUUCGCCCUCGCCGCCUUCGGCCUCCCCUACCUCAUCGGCAAGCUCAUCCGCGCCCUCGCGCGCGGCCACGAGGAAGCCGAGCGCCGCCGCCUCGAGGCCGCCGGCGGCGUCGACGGCGCCAUGGUCGUGAACGAGCAGGGCGUCCCCGUGCUCGACCCCAGCAAGCUCGAGUUCUGCCGCGUGCUGUACGACUUCACACCCGAGGCGAACGCGCAGAGCGUCGCGGGGGUGGACCUCGCAGUCCGGAAGAACGACCUCGUCGCCGUGCUGAGCAAGACGGAUCCGCUGGGCCAGGCGAGCGAGUGGUGGCGGUGCCGGGCGCGGGACGGCCGCAUGGGGUAUCUGCCGGCGCCGUACCUGGAGGCGAUUCAGCGGCGAGAGAAGCCGAGGGAGUUGACAAUGGGGCCGGGGAGUCCCGCGGGGAGUCGGCUGCAGACGAUGACGGGGAGCGAAGGGGAGAUGGCGGCGAUGAUGACGGGGAAGGGGGCGGAGGAGACGGCGGCGGGGCCGGUGCCGGCGGGGAAGAUGGGGGAUAUUGGGGUGGAGAGCUUUCAGAAGGGGCAGUUUUAUUCAUGA
Eremomyces bilateralis CBS 781.70 is the source of this 1284-nucleotide messenger RNA. RefSeq lists its product as uncharacterized. Lineage: Eukaryota; Fungi; Ascomycota; Dothideomycetes; Eremomycetales; Eremomycetaceae. The transcript is spliced from 2 exons. Gene Ontology annotation, molecular function: protein binding. Gene Ontology annotation, cellular component: peroxisomal membrane; peroxisome; peroxisomal importomer complex. The annotation marks the transcript as partial. Gene Ontology annotation, biological process: protein import into peroxisome matrix, docking. The record is from RefSeq and is a predicted model, not a curated record.